AUGGCAUCGCCCGAACGGGAACGAAAGCGCAAAAGGGAUGCGCAGGGACAACCUCGUCCUGUCGUUCCUUCUUCAUCUUCGCAGUCGCAGGUUCUAAAGAUCAAUCGGAAGGAUGUGGGAAGUCAUCCGCCUAUUAUUGCAUCAAUCCAUGGCGUCGAACUACCAACCGACCUAACCUUCUCUGCAUUUUCAAAAAAGUCAAAGGUGUCAAAACAUACGUCCGGUGGGACAAAAGGUGAAGCUAGAGAGACAGAGUACUGUUUGCAAGCUCAGACUAGCAGGAUUGAAUACGAUGGGAGGGUUGAAGGGGAGGAUGGGCUUUCGUAUUAUGUUGGAGUCUAUGAUCCUGAAAAGGGGAGUGUGGAUGUUUAUCCUUCGCCGUUGUUACACGUUCGAAGACAGGUUAGACGGUUGAAGGAGAAGGAAAUUCCAGAGAAGGCUUCGACUGGUACUCUCAUGGACUCCCGCCAAGCUCUCUCCGCCGCCUUUGGCAACCGUACUUCUCGAAAGGCAUUAAAAGACGAACAACUCAAUGCCAUUACAUCCGCCACCCUCGGCAGUACUGGAGCUACCUCUGUUGUUUCUGCGAUUUCUUCGGCAGUAGAUUCGGCUACAGCUUUACUGCCUACUAGCGAGAGUCUUAGAACUGGUUCGGGGAAUAGCAAGUACUUGCCUCCUAUACAUGCUGAUGAGGAAGGGGUUACGGUGGAUACGGUUUAUCGAGUCGAGGAGAUGGUGGAGAAGAAGGUGCUGGAUGGAUGUGCUGAGGGUGUUAGGGAGUGGGAGAAGAAUGUUAGAGCUGGUGGGGAGGUUGAGUCUACGAUAUCACCGCAUUAUGUCACAAGUCGUAUCCGUGGUGUAAUCGACUCGGGAGCGAAUGUUACAAAACGACUAAAGAUCCUACGAUACAUCGAACACAUGAUCCAAUUCCACCGACUCUUCAUCAAUUCCUUCUCAAACACUGUUUACCGUCCAAAGCUUUACGAUACCUUUGUCUCAGAUGAUAAAGCAAUAACGUCCCAUCUUAUCGAUACGUUUACCGAUGCCAAAAACCAAAAUAAGAACGAAAGGCAGCUGUCGAAGACAAAAUUGACGAAAUUGUACUGUUGGUUGAUGAUAUUGUGUUUGAAAGUCGAGGAGGAUGGAAGGAUGGAUUUGUUCGAUUUGGUACAGGAUUUACAGAUCGAAAGGAGAGAGGUUGAAAUGGCGGCUAGGGAGAUCGGGGCUAGAGUCGAGGCGUUUAAAGAAGGAUACUUGAAGUUGAUGGGAUACGGAAAGGAAGAGGCUAGGGAACAUAAACUUGUGGCAUUGAGACUGCCAUUAGUGUUCCCGAAGAAUAAGAUGCUGCAGGUUAGGAAGAGGUAG
This is a messenger RNA of Orbilia oligospora ATCC 24927, 1365 nucleotides long. RefSeq lists its product as uncharacterized. The transcript has 5 exons. Gene Ontology annotation, biological process: transcription elongation by RNA polymerase I; RNA polymerase I preinitiation complex assembly; nucleolar large rRNA transcription by RNA polymerase I. The coding region runs from base 1 to 1365 and encodes 454 amino acids. Gene Ontology annotation, molecular function: DNA binding. The record is from RefSeq and is a predicted model, not a curated record. Lineage: Eukaryota; Fungi; Ascomycota; Orbiliomycetes; Orbiliales; Orbiliaceae. Gene Ontology annotation, cellular component: RNA polymerase I complex.